CUAUAAGCAGGACCCAUGGCUCAUGUGUCAGAUGGGUUCAUUCCAGCUGCACUCACUGGCUGCCACAGCAGAUUUACCUCUGUGCAGCAGGGAGCAGGAGCUGAACCUCCCCUGUGCAUAAAAACAAAGCACUCUUUGGACAUGGCCGGCAAGAUCCAGAGUCUGAAUGAGGAGGAGAGGGCCCACCUACUCCCUCUACUGCGCAAUGCUCAGUGGGUGGAGGUUGUGGGACGAGACGCCAUUUACAAAGAGUUUAUUUUUAAAGACUUCAAUCAGGCUUUUGGUUUCAUGUCCAGAGUGGCCUUACAAGCAGAGAAGAUGGACCAUCAUCCUGAGUGGUUUAACAUAUAUAAUAAGGUCCAGAUCACUCUCAGCACACAUGACUGUGGAGGAUUGUCCCAGAGAGACAUCACUUUGGCCACCUUCAUUGACCAAGCUUCUCUGGUGUGAGCAACCUGCUUUCAGCUACUUCAGCAGUGGAAAGUGAAGCUCUGGAAGCCGUAAUUCUUCAAACACGAAUUCAACUGAGAAACUUCAACAUGACUUCCAAAGUCCAAAGAAUAUGAACCAGUUACUCAAAGUUCAUUAAGAAAAAUGUUGCCAUCCUGUAGGUGGAAAAAAAAAGAAAAAUGUUUACAAAUUUAAGAUUUAAAGAAAUUUCCCCGGCAACCAUUCCAGGUGUAAUAACCAAAUGCGUUCAGCUGUGUUUGUGUUCUGUACCAGUGAAGGUCUUAUGUGGCAGAUGUUUUUUGUACUGUUAGUAAAAAAAAAAUGUAUUUUGUGUCAAACUGUCGUUGAUGAAAAAUGACCAGGAAAUGAUUUAAUCAGACUGAACAAGUUUUAUUGAAAAAUACAGUAGAGGCAUAAGCCGUGUCCAGCCAGGCUUUGUUUGGGUUAACAGUGUAUGCUGUGGAUAUAAGAAAAAAACCAUCUGAUGUGUCUUAACUUAGAAUCAGGGCAUUUAUUACAGAAAUCUAUUAAUACUUUAAUAUGAUACAUUCAGAGCCAUGUCUUGAACAUGACAGGGCGAAUGUCAAAACAGAUCUUAGAUCCAGUGCUUUUAAAAUAAAAUCUAAAAAGGACUUAAUGUUAAACCUAAAGUUAUUACGAAGCCAAUCACUCAUCACUCUGGGGAAAAAAAAGUCAUCUUGAAUCCAAACACUAAUUGCAACAAGUUGUCCCCAAACAGGAAUAAAAGACAGGCUUUUAUAUUUCCUGUGUAAUGGGAGAAUAAAUGUUACUGCUUAAGAGAAAAAUUUAUUGUACAAGUCUUUAUUUAAAACAAUCUUUGUGGCCAUUAAACCAACAAAACUUUCUAAGUUAAGUGACUCAUUGCUAAAAGCCACUAUGAUCCUUGUAUUUCAGACUGAUCGAAUAGAUGAUUAAAUCAUUAUCAGGGAUGAAUAAGUAUUUUAACCAGGCACUGGCAAAAA
Molecule: messenger RNA, 1433 nt
Organism: Melanotaenia boesemani (Boeseman's rainbowfish)
Lineage: Eukaryota; Metazoa; Chordata; Actinopteri; Atheriniformes; Melanotaeniidae
Gene: pcbd1
Product: pterin-4 alpha-carbinolamine dehydratase/dimerization cofactor of hepatocyte nuclear factor 1 alpha
Exons: 4
Coding region: 16-450 (144 amino acids)
Biological process (GO): tetrahydrobiopterin biosynthetic process
Molecular function (GO): 4-alpha-hydroxytetrahydrobiopterin dehydratase activity
Source: RefSeq, a predicted model, not a curated record